GCUGGGUCCGAGCAUCCCGCGGCUCCGGACCCCCCGGCCCGGACAUGGCGACCGUCCGGGCCUCCCCGCGUGGCGCGCUACUGCUUCUCCUGGCCGUGGCAGGGGUCGCGGAGGUGGCAGGGGGCCUGGACCCGGGCAGUGCGGGUGCGCUGUGUUGUAAUCAUUCAAAGGAUAACCAAAUGUGCCGCGAUGUAUGUGAGCAGAUAUUCUCCUCAAAAAGUGAAUCCCGACUAAAACAUCUGUUGCAGCGAGCCCCAGACUAUUGCCCUGAAACAAUGGUUGAAAUUUGGAGUUGUAUGAAUUCAUCUUUGCCAGGUGUGUUUAAGAAGUCUGAUGGCUGGGUUGGCUUAGGCUGCUGUGAACUGGCUAUUACCUUGGAGUGUCGACAGGCAUGCAAGCAGGCAUCUUCAAAAAAUGAUAUUUCCAGAGUUUGCAGAAAAGAAUAUGAGAAUGCUCUUUUCAGUUGCAUUAGCAGAAAUGAAAAUCCAACGUGGAAGGAAGCUGUUCCAGUGGUUCUCAACAUGGGUGCUAUUAGCAUUUUGGGAGACAGUUUCGAUUAUAUGAGACUUUCCUUGGGCUCAGUUUGUUGCAGUUAUGCAGGCCAUCACACAAACUGCCGAGAAUACUGUCAAGCCAUUUUUCGAACAGACUCUUCUCCUGGUCCUUCUCAGAUCAAAGCAGUGGAAAAUUAUUGUGCCUCUAUUAGUCCACAAUUAAUACACUGUGUAAACAAUUAUACCCAAUCUUAUCCAAUGAGGAACCCAACAGAUAGUUUAUAUUGCUGUGACAGAGCUGAAGAUCAUGCUUGCCAAAAUGCCUGCAAGAGAAUUCUGAUGUCUAAGAAAACAGAAAUGGAGAUUGUUGAUGGCCUCAUCGAGGGUUGUAAGACCCAGCCUUUGCCUCAGGAUCCACUUUGGCAGUGUUUUCUUGAAAGCUCACAAUCUGUUCACCCUGGAGUCACUGUACACCCUCCUCCCUCUACAGGCCUUGAUGGCGCUAAAUUGCACUGUUGUUCUAAAGCAAACACUUCAACGUGUAGGGAACUGUGCACUAAACUUUAUAGCAUGAGCUGGGGCAAUACACAGAGUUGGCAAGAGUUUGAUCGCUUUUGUGAAUAUAAUCCAGUGGAAGUGUCCAUGUUGACCUGUUUAGCAGAUGUUCGGGAACCUUGCCAGUUGGGCUGUAGAAAUCUUACCUACUGUACUAAUUUUAACAACAGACCAACAGAACUUUUCAGGAGUUGCAAUGCUCAGUCAGAUCAAGGAGCCAUGAAUGACAUGAAGCUGUGGGAGAAAGGAAGCAUAAAGAUGCCAUUUAUCAACAUACCUGUUCUUGACAUUAAAAAGUGCCAGCCAGAAAUGUGGAAAGCAAUAGCUUGUUCACUGCAGAUUAAACCUUGUCAUAGUAAAUCCCGGGGAAGUAUUAUUUGCAAAUCAGAUUGUGUGGAGAUUCUGAAGAAAUGUGGGGACCAGAACAAAUUCCCUGAAGACCACACAGCUGAAAGUAUUUGUGAGCUUCUGUCACCUACAGAUGACCUGGAGAACUGUAUACCUUUGGAUACAUAUCUCAGACCAAGUACUUUGGGUAACAUUGUAGAAGAAGUGACUCAUCCCUGUAACCCAAAUCCUUGCCCUGCUAAUGAGCUCUGUGAGGUAAACCGGAAAGGGUGUCCGUCUGGUGAUCCCUGCCUUCCAUACUCUUGUGUUCAAGGUUGCAAAUUGGGAGAAGCAUCUGAUUUUAUUGUCCGUCAAGGGACACUGAUCCAAGUGCCAUCAUCUGCAGGGGAAGUUGGUUGUUAUAAAAUUUGCUCAUGCGGGCAAAGUGGACUCUUAGAAAACUGUAUAGAGAUGCACUGUAUAGACCUUCAGAAGUCUUGUAUUGUUGGAGGAAAAAGAAAAAGUCAUGGAACUUCCUUUAAUAUUGACUGCAAUAUCUGUUCUUGUUUUGCUGGUAAUUUGGUGUGUUCUACCCGCCUGUGUCUCAGUGAGCACAGCUCAGAAGAUGACCGUCGUACCUUCACAGGUCUGCCCUGCAACUGUGCAGAUCAGUUUGUCCCUGUGUGUGGGCAGAAUGGACGCACUUACCCCAGUGCCUGCAUUGCUCGCUGUGUGGGCCUCCAAGACCAUCAGUUUGAGUUUGGAUCAUGCAUCUCAAAGGAUCCAUGUACUCCUAACCCCUGCCCAAAAAACCAAAGAUGCAUACCCAAACCACAAGUCUGCCUGACAACUUUUGAUAAAUUUGGAUGUAGCCAAUAUGAGUGUUUGCCAAGACAGCUCACCUGUGACCAGGUCCGAGAUCCUGUUUGUGAUACAAACCACAUGGAGCACAGCAAUCUCUGCACUUUGUACCAGAGGGGGAAGAGCCUCUUAUACAAAGGCCCGUGCCAGCCCUUCUGCAGAGCCCCAGAGCCCAUCUGCGGGCACAACGGGGAGACCUACAGUAGCGUGUGUGCUGCCUACUCGGACCGGGUGGCGGUCGAUUACUAUGGGCCCUGCCAGGCUGUCGGGGUCCUCUCUGAGCACAGUUCUGUCACUGAGUGUGCUGCUGUGAAAUGUCCUUCGCUCUCAGCGACCGAAUGCAAACCCAUCAUCCCACCCGGUGCUUGUUGCCCGUUAUGUGCUGGGAUGUUAAGAGUUUUAUUUGACAAAGAAAAACUGGAUACUAUUGCUAAGGUGGCAAACAAAAAGCCAAUAACCGUUCUGGAAAUACUUCAGAAGAUCCGCAUGCAUGUGUCUGUCCCACAGUGUGACGUAUUUGGAUACUUCAGCAUCGAAUCAGAAAUUGUGAUCCUGAUCAUUCCUGUGGAUCAUUAUCCAAAAGCUUUGCAGAUUGAGGCUUGCAAUAAGGAAGCAGAGAAGAUCGAAUCCCUUAUCAACUCCGACAGCCCUACUCUGGCGGCCCACGUCCCUCUGUCCGCCCUCAUCAUUUCUCAGGUGCAGGUCUCCAGCAGUGUGCUUUCGGCCGCUGCCAGGGCCCAGCCUCCCUGCCACUCCCACCUCUUCCUCCUCAUCCUGGGUCUCGCCUUGCACAGGGUCUGGACACACAACUGACUGCCCACGAAAAGUGCAAAAUAUUCCUCGAUCUAAUCUUUCUACUUUGGAAAAGACGUACAGGACUGCUGGUUUAUAGUUGAAUAGUGGCCAAGUCAAAGCACUUGUCACCUCUAACCUCUAUGCACCACACAGUAUUUUUCUUAAUCACCAGUGUUAGUAAGGGUUUUGUUUUGUUUCUACAAAUGUUACAAUACGUUCUUCCAAAUACUGAUGAAAAGAGGAUGUCUCCUUCUGGCGGAUCACUGCCUUACAAUUUACAUUUUGCUCAUUAGAUGUGUCCCCCACUCUAAAACAAAUUCUAUAUCAUUGGUAAAUGAGAUGAUCACAUUGUAGAAAUAUAGCUCACUUUACUGUGGGCUUCGUAUCACAAAAACUUCAUUUCCAAGUUCUUUUUAGUAUUAAAGUGCCCCUAGAGUGUGUGUUUGUUUACAGAUAUUCCCUACUCUGUCUAGAAGUGAGGGGUCAGAGCAAAGAGCCACUGCUAUUAGAGUAUGAAAUAAAGAUAAGGCAUCUUUGGAAUUAUCAUAUAAAUCAUCAGGCAAAUUUAAUUUACAGAAAUCUAAUUCAGGAUUCCAUUUAAUGUGGUAAGCAAAAGCAAGCUAAGUAAACGGCACUCAUAUAAUAUAUUGUAAGUGACAGUCUCAGUGGUUCCUAAUGUGUGUCUGUGACUUUUGUGAAAGGGAGAAGUUAUAUCCCAUCAAAGCGACUUGUAUUAUGCAUUUUUAUAUUAACCAGAUGUAUAUUCUUUGGUAUCAUCCAAGUUAAAUUUAGAGUUUUUAAAGAUUGACCUUUAAACCAAUUGCUGCUACUUAUGUAAUUGCCAAAAAGUGAAAUAAUUAGUAGUUCGUGUAAAUAAUACAUGAUUUUUCUAUUUUAUUAUGAAGAAGGUGAAUAGCCAUAUUUGUAAAAUGACAAUCAUGUGUGUUAACCCAGUACUUUCCGUUCAUGAAGACACAUUUGCUUUUUGUGAUAUGCACAGUGUAGAUAAGUGUUCUGUUUGACUUUCUUUUUUGACAUAGAAUUAUAAAGAAUUGUGGUUUAUAUAUUUAAAAGUGUCAAUCUAAGUUUGAAAAUGUUUGCAUGUUGUCUAAGAAAUUGAAUACUUUGAAUGUGUUUCACAGUUUGAAAUAAGCUAUUCAGUGUAAUACUUCUUGUUUAUAUGCACCUAAGCUUAGAUUUUACAUGAAGUGUUUUUUUCAGUGUUAUAUGUACCUUCUGAAAAAUAUAGGGAUAUGCAUAUUAUACCAAAAUGUUGUUUAAAAGUGGGCACUUAGGGCUUCCCUGGUGGCGCAGUGGUUGAGAGUCCGCCUGCCGAUGCAGGGGACACGGGUUUGUGCCCCGGUCCGGGAAGAUCCCACAUGCUGCGU
Molecule: messenger RNA, 4420 nt
Organism: Aethalodelphis obliquidens (Pacific white-sided dolphin)
Lineage: Eukaryota; Metazoa; Chordata; Mammalia; Artiodactyla; Delphinidae
Gene: RECK
Product: reversion inducing cysteine rich protein with kazal motifs
Exons: 22
Coding region: 45-3050 (1001 amino acids)
Biological process (GO): sprouting angiogenesis; blood vessel maturation; extracellular matrix organization
Cellular component (GO): plasma membrane
Molecular function (GO): protein binding; metalloendopeptidase inhibitor activity
Source: RefSeq, a predicted model, not a curated record